AUGAACAGAGUCUGGUCCACGUUCAGGUCCCAUACUUACAUAACCAACGUUGUAGGAUACACGUCCUUAUUUGCCACUGCAGACCUCAUCCAACAGAGUGUGCUUGACCAGAAGCGAGUAGGUGCAGAUCUCACACCGUCAGGUCAACAUCAAUGGAUUGCAAAUGAGGCAAGUGAGAGCAAAAAUGCAACACCAGACAUGAAAUUAAAGCAGAAGACGGAUUCCUCACCUGAACCGCAAAAGGGACUGGAGUCAGAAAAGAGCAAAACUGAUAAUCCUGGAAAGGCAAACCUGAUCUCAAAGGAGACUGAAGCCUCAUCAGAAACGAAAUCUGGGACGUGGUUUGGUUUUAACUGGGACCAGACGGCCCGGGUGGCUCUUCUUGGAUUUUCUUUUCACGCCAAUUUCAACUACCAUUGGCUGAAGGGCUUGGAAAGGAUGCUGCCUGGGACAGGAGUCAAAAGGGUAUCUGCGAAAGUGCUGCUAGAUCAAGUGAUUGCAGCUCCUGCAACAAUCAGUGUCUUCUACAUUGGGCUGAGUGCCUUGGAGGGAAGACAGGACCUUUUUGAAGACUGGCGAGAUAAGUUCUGGACUUCCUACAAGACUGGAGUGGUUUACUGGUCCACAAUGCAGGCAGUGAACUUCUCCUUGGUCCCACCAGUGGCACGGACAGUGUUUGUAGGAGGUGUUGCUCUCAUCUGGACCGUUUUUCUGUGUCAUUUUCGACAGCAAAGAGGCUGAAUGCUGACAUUUGUGGACCCCAUUC
Molecule: messenger RNA, 766 nt
Organism: Brienomyrus brachyistius
Lineage: Eukaryota; Metazoa; Chordata; Actinopteri; Osteoglossiformes; Mormyridae
Exons: 4
Coding region: 1-741 (246 amino acids)
Cellular component (GO): membrane; cytoplasm
Source: RefSeq, a predicted model, not a curated record